Molecule: messenger RNA, 10448 nt
Organism: Pantherophis guttatus
Lineage: Eukaryota; Metazoa; Chordata; Lepidosauria; Squamata; Colubridae
Gene: CIT
Product: citron rho-interacting serine/threonine kinase
Biological process (GO): protein phosphorylation
Molecular function (GO): ATP binding; protein serine/threonine kinase activity
Source: RefSeq, a predicted model, not a curated record
UCGUCGCGGCGGGCGGUCGCUGAAGGAGCUCGGGGGUCCUCGCUUCCGAGGAGGCGGCGGACGCUGGGAGCUGGGAACUGGGCGCUGGGAGCGAAUAACGAUGCUAAAAUUUAAAUAUGCAACACCCCAUUCAGCAGAACUGGGCACAAUGGACUCUAUUGCCAGCCGGGCUUCUCGCCUUAACCUGCUGCUUCAGGGGAAGUUCCCGUCCCUGGCACAACAGCAGAUGUCUCCGUUCUCAAGAGAAGGCAUUCUCGACUCCCUUAUGGUGCUGUAUGAGGAAGGCAGAAGUCCUCUGCGGAUGGAAACCAAACACGCGGGCAAUUUUUUCAAGAAGCAUUCAGAUUCAAUAACGGAGUUCCGGGAACUUCAACCCAGCCUGAAAGAUUUUGAAAUCCGGAGUCCGAUAGGAUGCGGCCGUUUUGCCGACGUCCAGGUGGUGAAAGAGAAGGCGACCGGUGACAUUUACGCCAUGAAGGUGAUGAGCAAGGAGGCACUGCUGGCACAAGAGCAGGUCUUCUUUGAGGAAGAGAGAAAUAUACUCUCCCAGAAUGCCAGUCCUUGGAUUCCUCGUCUUCACUAUGCAUUCCAGGAUCAAAAGAAUCUUUACUUGGUUAUGGAUUAUGAGCCGGGAGGAGAUCUACUCUCGUUCUUAAACAGAUACGAAGAUCAACUGGAUGAAAGCGCCAUAGAGUUUUAUCUAGCAGAAUUAGUUUUGGCCAUUCACAGCGUCCAUCAGAUGGGUUAUGUGCAUCGAGAUGUUAAGCCAGAGAAUAUCCUCAUUGACAGAACAGGGCAUAUCAAGUUGGUGGAUUUUGGGUCUGCUGCCAAAAUGACAGUGGAUAAAACGGUGGAUGCCAAGGUGCCCGCUGGCCCUCCUGACUAUAUGGCCCCAGAGGUCCUGAGUGCUUUGAACAACGGCAAAGCUUCCUACGGAUCAGAAUGUGACUGGUGGUCCCUAGGGGUGGUUGCUUAUGAAAUGACCUACGGAAAAUCGCCGUUUACCGAAGGGACCUCAACGAAAACAUCCAACAACGUCAUGAAUUUUCAGAGGUUCCUAAAAUUCCCGGAGGACGUCAAGGUCAGCCACGAAUGUCUCGAUCUGCUGCAGAGUUUAUUGUGUGGGCCGAAAGAACGCUUGGAUUACCAAGGCCUGUGCUGCCACCCGUUCUUUGCCCGCGUUGACUGGAAUGCCAUCCGUAACGCUCGCCCUCCCUUCGUACCUGCCGUCCAGUCUGGAGAUGAUACGUCUAAUUUUGAUGCCCGGGAGACGAACGCUGGCAUUGCUUCCUCUCUCGGCCAGCUGAACCCCGCGGUUUCCCCCGGAGAAGCUUUGCCGUUCGUGGGGUUCUCCUUCAUCAAGGCGCUCGCCGUCCUCCAGUCAGAGUCUGCUUUGCGUUCGGAUUCUCCCGCGAAGAUUAGCUCCAUGGAAAAGAAACUCCUUUUUAAGAGCAAAGAGCUACGAGACACCCAGGAUAAGUGUCACAAGAUGGAGCAGGAAAUGACGCGCCUGCAUCGCCGAGUGUCAGAGGUGGAGGCUGUGCUCAGCCAAAAGGAGGUGGAACUGAAAGCCUCCGAGACGCAGCGAUCCCUCCUCGAACAGGACCUGGCUACCUACAUCACAGAAUGCAGUAGCUUAAAGCGAAGUCUGGAACAGGCGCGGAUGGAAGUGUCUCAAGAGGAUGACAAGGCGCUGCAGCUCCUUCACGAUAUAAGAGAACAAAGUCGCAAGUUGCAGGAAAUCAAAGAACAGGAGUACCAAGCUCAAGUGGAAGAAAUGAGAUUGAUGAUGAAUCAGCUAGAAGAAGACCUGAUUUCUGCUCGCAGACGCAGCGAUCUUUACGAAUCGGAGCUGAGGGAAUCUCGACUGGCCGCCGAAGAGUUCAAGCGGAAAGCCACCGAAUGUCAUAACCGGCUCCAGAAAGUAGUUAAGGUUAAAGACCAAGGAAAAACAGAAGUAGGAGAGCUGUAUUCCAAGCUGGAGAAGAUCAAUGCAGAUCAACAGGUGAAAAUUCAAGAACUCCAAGAGAAGCUGACCAAGGCCAUGAAAGCCAGCUCGGAAGCCACCGAAUUGCUUCAGAACAUCCGCCAAGCCAAAGAGAGGGCCGAGAAAGAGCUGGAGAAAUUGCAGAACCGGGAGGACUCCAACGAAAGCAUGAAAAAGAAAUUGCUGGAAGCCGAGGAAAGACGCCAUUCUCUGGAGAACCAAGUGAAGCGGCUGGAGACGGUGGAACGGCGAGAGAACCGACUGAAAGAAGAUAUCCAGACAAAAUCUCAGCAAAUCCAGCAGAUGGCUGAUAAAAUUCUGGAACUGGAAGAGAAACACAGGGAAGCUCAGCUGGCGGCCCAACACCUGGAGUUGCAUCUGAAGCAGAAAGAACAAAUGUAUGAAGAAAGACUCAAAGUGCUUGAUAACCAAAUGAAGAAAGACUUGGCGGACAAAGAUGCUCUGGAGAACAUGCUGAGGAAACACGAGGAGGAAGCUCACGAAAAGUGCAAAAUCCUUGCCGAGCAGAAAGCGAUGAUCAAUGCCAUGGAUUCGAAGAUCAGAUCUCUGGAGCAGAGAAUAGUGGAACUGUCUGAAGCUAACAAGCUGGCAGCAAACAGCAGCCUGUUUACUCAGAGGAACAUGAAAGCUCAAGAAGAGAUGAUUUCUGAGCUCAGGCAGCAGAAAUUUUAUCUGGAAACCCAGGCUGGAAAAUUAGAGGCGCACAACAAUAAACUGGAGGAACAAUUGGAAAAAAUCAGUCAUCAGGACCACACCGACAAGACUCGCCUGCUGGAGUUGGAGACGAGGUUAAGAGAGGUUAGCCUUGAGCACGAAGAACAAAAAUUGGAACUGAAGCGACAGCUUACCGAACUGCAGCUCACCCUCCAGGAGAGGGAAUCUCAGAUUUCAGGGUUGCAAGCGGCUCGAUCAGCCUUGGAAAGUCAGCUCCGGGAAGCUAAAACCGAACUGGAAGAGACCACGGCAGAAGCUGAAGAAGAGAUCCAGGCGCUGACGGCACAUAGAGAUGAAAUCCAGCGUAAAUUCGAAGCCCUUCGUAAUAGCUGCACAGUGAUUACGGAUUUAGAAGAGCAGUUAAACCAGCUGACCGAGGAUAACGCUGAGCUGAACAACCAGAACUUCUUCCUCUCCAAGCAGUUAGACGAAGCUUCGGGGGCGAACAACGAGGUGAUUCAGUUGCGGAGCGAGGUUGACCAUCUCCGUCGUGAGAUAACGGAACGGGAGAUGCAGCUCACCAGUCAAAAGCAAACCAUGGAGGCCUUAAAGACCACCUGUACUAUGCUGGAGGAGCAAGUGAUGGAUCUGGAGGCUCUGAACGACGAGCUCUUGGAGAAGGAGCGCCAGUGGGAGGCGUGGAGAAGUGUUCUGGGAGACGAGAAGACCCAGUUUGAGUGCCGGGUGCGGGAACUCCAGAGGAUGUUGGAUACGGAGAAGCAGAGCAGGGUGCGAGCCGACCAGCGAAUCACGGAAUCCCGCCAAGUCGUGGAGCUCGCGGUGAAAGAACAUAAAGCGGAGAUCUUGGCUCUCCAGCAAGCAUUAAAGGAACAGAAGCUGAAAGCUGAGAGUCUCUCUGACAAGCUGAAUGACUUGGAGAAGAAGCACGCCAUGCUGGAGAUGAAUGCCCGGAGCUUACAGCAGAAGCUUGAAACGGAACGCGAACUCAAACAGAGGCUUCUGGAAGAGCAAGCCAAGCUGCAGCAGCAGAUGGAUUUGCAGAAAAACCACAUCUUCCGUCUGACGCAAGGCCUUCAAGAGGCUUUGGACCGGGCCGAUCUUUUGAAGACCGAAAGGAGCGACUUGGAAUACCAGCUGGAAAAUAUUCAGGUCCUGUAUUCCCACGAGAAAGUGAAAAUGGAAGGCACUAUUUCCCAGCAAACCAAGCUUAUAGAUUUCCUCCAAGCGAAGAUGGAUCAGCCGGCCAAGAAGAAAAAGGGCCUGUUUAGUCGACGGAAAGAGGACCCUUCUUUGCCCACACAGGUUCCUCUGCAGUACAAUGAGCUGAAGGUGGCUCUGGAGAAGGAGAAAGCCCGCUCGGCGGAGCUGGAGGAAGCCCUGCAGAAAACCCGCAUCGAGCUCCGAUCGGCUCGGGAGGAAGCUGCCCAUAGGAAAAUUACAGAUCACCCUCACCCAUCCACGCCUGCCACGGCCAGGCAGCAGAUCAUCAUGUCUGCCAUAGUUCGGUCACCAGAACACCAGCCCACGCCCAUCAGCCUGUUGGCACCUCCCUCCAGCCGCAGAAAGGAGGCCUCCACGCCAGAGGAGUUUAAUCGGCGCCUUAAAGAACGCAUGCAUCACAAUAUUCCUCACCGUUUCAACGUGGGACUGAACAUGAGAGCUACCAAAUGUGCCGUUUGCUUAGACACGGUGCACUUUGGACGCCAGGCUUCGAAAUGUCUUGAAUGCCAGAUGAUGUGCCAUCCCAAAUGUUCCGCCUGCUUGCCGGCCACUUGUGGCUUGCCGGCUGAGUACGCUGCCCACUUCUCUGAAGUCUUCUGCCGGGAUAAAUUGAAUUCCCCAGGAAUGCAGCUAAAAGAACCCGGCAGCGCUUUACGGAUGGAAGGAUGGAUGAAGGUGCCCAGAAAUAAUAAACGCGGCCAGCAAGGCUGGGAUAGGAAGUACGUCGUUCUAGAAGGAACUAAAGUCCUCGUUUACGACACGGAAACGAGAGAAGCUGGACAACGGCCCGUGGAAGAGUUUGAAUUGUGCCUUCCAGAUGGAGACGUUACCGUCCACGGGGCCGUGGGAGCGACCGAGCUUCUAAAUACAGCCAAGACAGAUGUGCCAUAUAUAUUGAAGCUGGAAUCUCAUCCCCACACCACCUGUUGGCCUGGCCGGACUCUCUAUUUGCUGGCGCCCACUUUUCCGGAUAAGCAACGUUGGGUGAAUGCCCUGGAAUCGACGGUGGCUGGAGGAAGAGUUUCCAGAGAAAAGGCAGAAGCCGAUGCCAAACUCCUUGGAAAUUCUCUUCUGAAACUGGAAGGUGAAGACCGUUUGGAUAUCAACUGCACUUUACCUUUCAGCGAUCAGGUGGUCCUGGUGGGCGCCGAGGAAGGACUUUACGCCCUGAAUGUGCUAAAGAAUUCCUUAACGCACGUCCCCGGGAUUGGUGCUGUCUUUCAAAUCCACCUCAUCAAGGAUCUGGAGAAACUGCUCAUGAUUGCAGGAGACGAAAGGGCGUUGUGCCUUGUGGAUGUGAAAAAAGUGAAGCAGUCCCUCGCUCAGUCCCACCUCCCGGCUCAACCUGACGUCUCGCCCAAUAUUUUUGAGGCCGUGAAAGGCUGCCAUCUUUUUGCGGCUGGCAAGAUCGAGAACGGGUUGUGCAUCUGUGCGGCCAUGCCCAGCAAAGUCGUGGUGUUGCGUUACAACGAGAGCCUCAGCAAGUACUGCAUCAGGAAGGAGAUCGAAACCUCGGAGCCGUGCAGCUGUAUCCAUUUCACCAAUUACAGCAUCAUCAUCGGGACCAAUAAGUUUUACGAAAUUGAGAUGAAGCAGUACACCCUAGAAGAAUUCCUGGAUAAGAAUGACCACACCUUGGCAUCCGCUGUGUGUGCAUCCUCCAACAAUAGUUUCCCAAUCAACAUCAUCCAGGUGAAUCCAGCAGGGCAGAGGGAGGAGUAUCUGCUUUGCUUCCAUGAAUUUGGCCUUUUUGUAGACUCCUACGGAAGGCGCAGCCGCUCGGAUGACCUGAAAUGGAGCCGUCUGCCUUUGGCAUUUGCCUAUCGGGAACCGUACCUGUUCGUGACCCACUUCAACUCCCUGGAGGUGAUAGAAAUUCAAGCACGUGCCUCUCUCGGCAUCCCGGCCCGAGCCCACCUGGACAUCCCGAGCCCUCGUUACCUGGGCCCGGCAAUCUCUUCUGGAGCCAUUUACCUGGCCUCUUCGUACCAGGACAAACUGAGAGUCAUUUGCUGCAAAGGGAAUUUGGUGAAAGAAUCCAACAACGAGCAUCACCGGGGCUCCUCCACCACUCGCAGCAGCCCAAACAAGAGAGGUCCGCCCACGUAUAACGAGCACAUAACCAAGCGGGUAGCGUCGAGCCCAGGGCCCCCCGAAGGUCCCAGCCACCCUCGCGAGCCAAGCACACCGCACCGCUACCGAGAAGGAAGGACAGAGCUACGGAGGGACAAAUCUCCGGGACGUCCCCUGGAGAGGGAGAAAUCUCCGGGAAGGGUCCUGAGCACCCGCCGAGAAAGGUCCCCAGGGAGACUGUUUGAGGAGAGCAGCAGGGGACGAAUACAAGUGGGGGGCGCCCGGACCCCCCUCGCCCAGGUCAACAAGGUCUGGGAUCAAUCUUCAGUAUAAACGUCACAAGCCUCCACCCUCCGGCCCCAAACUCCAAGGAGAAGAACACAAAAAAUAUCCAGAAUUAGGUGCACCACCCAAUCCACCCCGCUCGCCCCCUAAGUCACCCCACCGGGCUCAAAUUCAAUCCGGCAACGACAUUCAAUCCAGAAGGAUUGAAGUUGUGGCGAGGAUCGCCUUGCGUUUCAGUGGGAUUUUUUCCCCCUUCCGCCUUCCGGUCCUGCUCUGGGGGGUGUGUCUCCAUUUUCUUUCUUUCCACUCCCCCUAAAUCCCGGUUCCCUUGGGGAGGGGUGGCGGGGAAGGGUCACUUUGUAUUAACUGCUCCUUUCAAAGCGGUUCCUCGGUUUUUCUAUUUCGCUUUUACCCGUCGGUCGUCCGAUGGGGAUGGGGCUUUUUUGCCCCAAGACUUGAGAAGAACAAAACGAAUAUGUGGCUGUGCGUUUAUUUCUGCGGGGGAAAAGCCUUGUAUCGGUCCGCGGUGUCUGUCUGCUCCCCGGUGUCCGAUUCUCUUCCGCUGCAGAGCUCUAGCGAAAUCUCUCAGGCAACGGAGUGAAUCAUUUGCUUCCCAGAAUAUAUAGAUAUAUAGAUAUGUAGAUAUUUUUUUGGGGGGGGGGGGGAAUUUGACUGUUCCAAAUCCAAAUUGAACACAACGCAAAGAAAAUGUAGCUGUCAGCGCAGCGCCGGAUUGCAGGGAAAAGAAAUGUCAUUUUUAACUAUUCCCGCCUCCCCCCCCCCCCCCGCCAUCGAUGAAACCUGCCCACUUGGUCUCUCGCCCUCUGCAUCCAAAGUCUCCCGGGGAGGGGGGGUCUCGACUGCCCCGUUUACACACAAGACACAGAUACACAAACGCACAGAGCUAGGCCUCCGCCCUCUCCCCAGGCUUCCCGCAUGGCGAUUUUCCCGCAUGCUUCCUGCGCUGCCGUCAUCUUGACCGCAGCCUCCUUUUUUUCAGUUGCUUUGCUCGAUAUUGUAUAGCUCGUAAUUUUUCCCGUGUUCAAAAUACCGAAGCCAUUUUUUCUUCGAGACGCCGCCGCAACCGAGAACCAUCCCCUUGUGGACCUGAGGGAGGGGGAACAAGAGAAACUGGCAUCGGAGGAGGAAGCGGGACGGUUCUCGAGACCACUGCUGCAACUGAGCCCACCAAGGCAGGGCAGAUUCCCCACCCCCACCCCACCCGCCCUGGAGGUGGCACAGGAUCAUCAGGCCCACCCGCCGAAAGAGAUGCCGGCCAACGGCCCAGCUGAGGAGACGCUGCCUUUCCCCCCACUUCAGGAUCCGGGGGAACGAAAGAGCAGGAAAGCCCAUGGCCAAAAGGAGCGAGGAAAGUCACAGAAGCGGAGGAGGGGGGGCUCCUCUGUGCCAUCCAGAGGAGAGCCAGCCCCCUCCUCGCUUUGGGAAAAGGAUGCGGGCGACAAACCAGCUGUGGCUCUUCCUUCUGCCACCGCAGCCCGGUCUCGCUUCUCAUUCUUGGCUCCCGCUCAGCUCCGACACACCGUUUCGAACCGUCAUUUUCUUUUUGCUCUCUAGGUUUUUUUUCCUCCCAGCUGGCCAGAGCAAAUCCACCUGCCUCCGCCGAUUCCUUUGGGCACCACCAACCCCACCUUCCCAGUGCCGCCCUAUGGAGAGCCCCCCCCCCCAUCUCUCCUGCUUCAUCAGUGCCCUUCGGGUUUGGGGGGGGGGCCUGCUGUGGAGAAACAGGGUCAGGACAAUUUGCAUUCUCCGGCGGGUUUUUUCAGGAAGCGUGCCAGGAUUUCCACCUCUGGAGGUCCCGAGAGCUCUUUCAAGGCCUUUGCAUCUCAAGGGGAAAGAAGAAGAAAAAAAAAAACACUCCUCCUGAUUAAUACUACUAUUACUACUACUUAAUAAUGAUAAUCCCUCAUUACCUGAAAACUCGGCUUCUCGAGUCCUCGAAAGUGUAUAUCGCGUGUCUUGUUUGUGAAAAUGCUUCCUGCUAUAGAAUAGCUUCCGAACACUGUACAUAUUUACAAGAAACUUUAUAUUCGUAAAAAAGGAAGAAAAAAAAAGGAAUCAAAUCCGUUUCUACUUUUUUAUUGUAAAAGCGUGGAGUUUUUUUGUUGAUUUUUUUGUUUUUGUUCUUUUGGUCCCCCCUCAACCACUAGACCUUUGAAAAUUUUGGAAAGGGGUCUCCGGCUGUACCCCGAAGCUGUCCCCCUCCCCACCCCUUUAAUCCGGCAGGUUCCCGCCAGCAAAUUGCCCUCCCUUCUCUUGGCAAGCCACAGCUUGGUAGGAACGUAAACGAAGAUGGGAGUAGCCUUUGAAAUUGCCUUUUUUAUUAUCACAAGACCAGGGAAAAGGAAUAGCUCGCACCCCUCCCUUGAAAAGUGAUGGAACUUCUUGUCGACAGAAUAAACGAAAUAAAAGACAUUUCACUCUCUUGCCUGGCACGGGUGCGAUGGGCUUUUUCCUUCCGGCUGGAAUCUUUUUUUUCAAACUUAUCUUAGAGUCUUCCUACGUCACCCACUGCCUUUAAAAAAAAAAAAAAAAGUGUUGAAUUGUUAAUAAUUUCAUAGAAUCGUGAAAUUGGAAGGGACCUCGGAGGUCUUCUAGUCCAACCCCAAAGCCGGAAUCUUUAUGCCAAGCUGGACAAAUAGGUCAACGACCAAAAAUAUACUUUGGUCCAGUUGCCCUCAUUUUAAUUUAUUUAUUUUUUAUUAAACUGGGCAAGUGGCUGUCCAAUCUCUUCUUAAAAACCUCCAGAGCACCCGUAACUUCUGGAGGCAAGCUGUUCCACUGAGUUCAUUCUUCUGUCAGGAAAUCCCUCCAUAAUUUCUCCGACAAGCGUCUUACCCCAUUCCCCCUUGUAAUUUUCACUCCCUGACAGCUGAAUUGGGAUGAGGUGGCUCAGUGGCUAAGACGCUGAGCUUGUCGAUCGAAAGGUCGGCAGUCCAGUGGUUCGAAUCCCUAGUGCUGCGGAACGGGGUGAGCUCCCGUUACUUGUCCCAGCUUUUACCAACCUAGCAGUUCGAAAGCAGGUCAAAAAUGCAAGUAGAAAAAUAGGUACCACCUUUGGUGGGAAGGGAACAGCGUUCUGUGCGCCUUUGGCAUUGAGUCAUGCCGGCCACAUGACCACGGAGACGUCUUCGGACAGCGCUGGCUCUUCGGCUUUGAAACUGAGAAGAGCACCGCCCCCUAGAGUCGGGAACGACUAGCACAUAUGUACGAGGGGAACCUUUCCCUUUUUAUCGUUUCUCUAAAGUUGCUCAGCGAGGGUUCAGCCACUGGCUUUUGUUGCCUGCUUGGAGAAGUUGUGCUAAUUUCUCCGUUACAGCGGGAUGGGCAAUCCUGCAACCUGUUGGCCCGUCCCACAAUGACGCUGCCCGUUGAUAUGAAAUCUCAAAUUUGUCUUCUCUCCCAAGCCAACCAAGCGAGCUCCGGCAGCGAGGCCACACCGUUCCCUGAUGUUCCCCUUGUCCUAUCUGGUGCUUCAAUUUUUAUUUUUUAUUUUUAUGGUUUUCCCCUUCCAAACCUCUGAUACAAUUCAGGAUGUACACCUCGGGAACAAGUCACGCUUGACGAGGGGACGAAACGCUCAGCUUCUCAUGUAAAUAGCUCUAUUUUUUUAAAAAGAAAGCUAGUUUAUACAGGGUCUGACGGAACUUCUUCUACAGGGAGCGCGUCUUUAUGUGUCUGUCUGUCUCUCUCAUAUCCAGGAGUUUUUCGACCGUAGCAACUUCCCAAGAUGCGUGGACUUCAACUCCCAGAAUUCCACCACCACCCCAGUCACCGUGGGUGGAUCUCAACUCCCAGAAUUCUCCCAAGGCUGGUUGGGGAAUUCUGGGAGUUGAAGUCCACGCAUCUUAAAAGCUGCGAAAAUUGAGAAACGCCGGUUUAAAUGCAAGCAAGUCAGCUUCAAGGAGCCCCCCCCCCCCCCCCCCAAAUGGCUCCUUUCGCAUUGUGUACCUAACCACCUGUUUGGGCAGGUAAACCAGUAAAGACCCCUCCCCACUCCUUGGAUUGACAUCCAGUUCAUAGCGAUGCUCUCUGGGUUAAAGAACCAAACUCCUGCUUUUUGACUUCUGUUGUGCCUAAUCUUGAAUGUAUAAAUUGAACGGCAAAAUGUUCCUUAUUUUUCUUUUGAUGUGCGCAGAAAAGAACCAAAAUACACUUCUGGAAAGAA